AACAAACUAACAUAAUUCCUACAAUGAUUAACAUAUAUUUUAAUACUAUCAGAACCAAUCAAUCCCAUAUACAAUGGCUAUCACCGGCUCCUCAGCUGCAGAUGAGCUCGGAGAUACCACUGAGGCUUCUCUUAAUAACCGAGGAAAUAACACUGGUGGAUGGAGAUCCGCGAGGCUCAUCAUCGGUGUGGAGAUGGCGGAGCGAUUCGCUUACUUCGGGAUAUCGUCAAACCUAAUAAUGUACUUGACCGGACCAUUAGGUGAGUCAACAGCUACAGCCGCAGCAAAUGUUAAUGCUUGGAUUGGAACCGUUUCGUUUAUGCCGCUACUCGGAGGUUUUAUAUGUAAGAGAUAAUGUGGGCCGAGACACAGCCCAAACCCAACAAGAUAAUCUCAGCCUUAGUCAACAGAAGAUGACAAAGUCUUCAUCGACAAUACAACCCUGCAAAACAGAGGAACAUAACUGCAGGUUGCAAACAGCGGACCAGACAGAACAGACCUGCUCAACAGAGGAUCAGACCUGCAAAUCAGAGGAACGGUAACAAAUUCAAAAGCUCAUCAAUCCCUAUCAAUACAGCUGGAAGUUAAGGAAAGUCUCCCAAAAAGUCUAGAUUGUUCUAUAACUUUUGUAUAUAAAUAGUAUUGUAAAACCCUACUAAAAGAUUAAUAAGAAAAGUAUCU
This is a messenger RNA of Camelina sativa (false flax), 681 nucleotides long. The record is from RefSeq and is a predicted model, not a curated record. NCBI's taxonomy places the organism in Eukaryota, Viridiplantae, Streptophyta, Magnoliopsida, Brassicales, Brassicaceae.